GUCAGCGGGUCGGCGCGCCUGAGUGGCUGGCUGGCUGGCGGAGCCGGCGUCGCCCGCGGUAAAUGGCGCCGGUGGCGGGAAAGUUGAGUGCCAGGUUCGCCGAGCCUUCGGGGCGAUGUGUAACGACUUCUAUAGGGCGGAGUCCGGGACGGAGCUCCUUGCCCGGCUCGAAGGCAGAAGGUCCCUGAAAGAGAUGGAGCCGUGCCUGUUUGCGGACGAAGACUCGCCCGUGCACGGUGAUAUUCUUGAAUUUCACGGUCCGGAAGGAACAGGAAAGACGGAGAUGCUGUAUCACGUGACAGCACGGUGCAUACUCCCAAAAGCGGACGGCGGCCUGGAAACAGAGGUCGUGUUCAUCGACACCGAUUACCACUUCGAUCUGCUCCGGCUCGUCACGAUUCUGGAGCACAGGCUGGCGCGGAGUUCGGAGGAGACCGUCAAGCGCUGCCUCGCAAGGCUGUUCCUGGUGCACUGCGGCGGCAGCCCGCAGCUGCUGCUCACGCUCCACUCCCUGGAGACGCUGUUCUGUGGCCGUCCCGCCCUCUGCCUCCUGAUUGUGGACAGCUUGUCGGCUUUCUACUGGGUGGACCGGGCCAACGGCGGGGACAGCGUGGGCCUGCAGGAGGCCCCCCUGAGGAGGUGUUCUCAGGUCCUGGAGAAGCUGGUCCAGGAGUACCGCCUGGUGCUCCUGGCCACCACACAGAGUUUGAUGCAGAAAGCCUCGGACUCCGGCGAGGGCCCGUCCUCGGCCUCCCGCCCCCCGGGGGACGCGGACGCCGGCGUGGACUACAGGCUGUACCUCUGCAAGGCGUGGCGGCGGCUGGUGACGCGCAGGGUCUUCUUCUCCAAAGACGGGGCUAAAGCCACCAACCAGUUUUCUUUGGUUUCACGUCAUUUAAAGAGUAACAGUGUGAAGAAGCACUUUUUUACUAUCGGAGAAAGUGGGGUUGAGUUUUGCUGAUAUGGGUCGACAUAGUCUUGUAGGACAUUAGGCAAGUUUUAAAAAGUCGUUAACAGGCUACAGUGGCUCAGUUCUGAAGUUGUGCACUCCAAGGAAUCACCAGUGUUUCCGCACGGAGUGGGCUUCUUACCCCAGCACGGCGACACCUUAGAGUACUCUGCUCCCGGGUUGCUGGAGAUCCGUCACAGCGAUACUGACCAUUAAACCAUAUGUCAGGCUUGCUUUAAAACUAAAUAAAUCCUAUACUCAUUUUAGCCCA
Phyllostomus discolor (pale spear-nosed bat) is the source of this 1220-nucleotide messenger RNA. RefSeq names its product X-ray repair cross complementing 2 (gene XRCC2). The transcript is spliced from 3 exons. Lineage: Eukaryota; Metazoa; Chordata; Mammalia; Chiroptera; Phyllostomidae. The record is from RefSeq and is a predicted model, not a curated record. The coding region runs from base 116 to 961 and encodes 281 amino acids. Gene Ontology annotation, cellular component: Rad51B-Rad51C-Rad51D-XRCC2 complex; replication fork; centrosome. Gene Ontology annotation, molecular function: four-way junction DNA binding; ATP binding; ATP-dependent DNA damage sensor activity. Gene Ontology annotation, biological process: double-strand break repair via homologous recombination; DNA strand invasion.